UGAAGUGGACGUCGAAGAAUUCGUUGCAGGGAGAUUUCAGGAUAUAACGUUGAUUUCUCAUACAAAAAAAAAGAGGAAAUUCAUAAUUUUUUACUGUAGUGGUAGAGCUCGGAUACAGCAUGGGUCAAAAUCAGCAAAUUCAGACACAGGAAGAAGAGCUGGAGUUGAACAACAUCCAGGACCUGUACAAGUCCUUCAUCAUGGAGUGCCCGAGUGGAUCGUUGUACCUGCACGAGUUCAAGAGGAUGUUCAGAGUACAGCAAGGCACGCCGGAAUCACAGUACAUGGACAACAUCUUCCGGGCAUUUGACAUGAAUCACGACAACACCAUGGAUUUUAUGGAGUACGUGGCCGCGCUGCAUCUUGUUCUGCGCGGGAAACUCGAAGACAAGCUGCGGUGGUGUUUCAAGGUGUUCGACGGCGAUGGCAACGGUCGUCUAGACAGAAGUGAACUGCAAAUGAUCGUAAAGAUAAUCUACAGGAUGAAGCAAGGCUCUGUGUUGGAUGAAACAGGAACCGAAAGCCUCACUGCCAAGCAGGUGUGCGAUCGUAUCCUUCAAGAGGUCGACGUGAACAGUGACGGUGAGAUUACGCUGGAGGAGUUUGUCCAGGGGGCUCAGGGCAGUCCGUGGCUGCAGAGCUUCCUUCGCCUCGGUGUCAAUCCUUGUGGAUGGGUCCAGAAGUGCUUGUGUGACAAGAAACUCAUGAGCACCAAGGAUUACUGAAGGAGCUCGGCGUAUUCGGACCAGAUUGCCAAAUGGAAAAGAACCUCAUUGUGAACUUUUUGGGGGGGAAAAACAGACAUAAACACUUUGACCUGCAGUGUGUGAAAGAAGACUCCUCUUGCUUCCACUGUGGUACAUUUAA
Scophthalmus maximus (turbot) is the source of this 867-nucleotide messenger RNA. Its product is annotated as guanylyl cyclase-activating protein 2-like. Gene Ontology annotation, cellular component: cone photoreceptor outer segment; photoreceptor inner segment. NCBI's taxonomy places the organism in Eukaryota, Metazoa, Chordata, Actinopteri, Pleuronectiformes, Scophthalmidae. The transcript has 4 exons. The record is from RefSeq and is a predicted model, not a curated record. Gene Ontology annotation, biological process: visual perception. Gene Ontology annotation, molecular function: calcium ion binding; calcium sensitive guanylate cyclase activator activity. Bases 120 to 725 code for a protein of 201 amino acids.